AUGCGCGAAGAGGGAGAGGCGAUCUCGGCUGCACGCCGGGCACUUCGCCGCAUAAAAGGCCUGGGCCCAGAGCCGCAGUUCAAGGAGGUCUCCGACGCCUUGCCGGAGGCGCUGCGGCGAAGAGCAAGCGAUCCGAAAUUGGGCACCUGGUUGCUCGCCCGCCUCGGAGGCAGUGGAUUUGCCAACGCUGCCGUCGAGCUUCUGCAUGUGUUGCAAGGCCUGCAGCUGGAAGGAAACGUCUACCACUACAGCAGCGUCCUGACUGCCUGUGAAAAAGGGAGCUUUUGGUCCCGCGCCUUGAACCUCGCGAACGACAUGGCAUCAGUCGCUGUGCGGCCGAACCAGUUGAGCUUUGGAGCCCUCAUCAGCGCUGCCGAGAAGUCGGGGCUCUGGUCCCGCGCUUUGCACUUGCUUAGAGAGAUGAGGUCCAGUUGGCUUCUGCCUGAUGCGAUCAGCUACAGUGCCGGCAUCAGCGCCUGUGAGAAAGGGUGUCACUGGCGAGAUGCUCUUACGAAUCUCGAGCUGAUGCCAGUUUUUGGUCAGAUGCCGAAUAUUCUGAGCUACAGUGGUGCUAUCAGCGCAUGUGAGAAGGCCAGUGGCAACCUAUGGUCUCUGGCACUGGGUCUUUCUGCACUCCUUCCAGAGCGUGAUGUGGUGAGUCAGAGCGCCGUCAUCAGCGCUGUGGAGAAAGCCGCCAAGUGGAGCCUGGCAUUGUCUCUGCUUGAGGAGAUGUCACUGGCAUCGGUGGUUGCAAACCUGGUUUCCUUCAACGCAGCCUCCAGCGCAUGCGAUCGACGCAGCUGUUGGCAGGCGGCCUUCUCCAUGUUUCACUCACUUUCCUCCAAGACGCAGAAAGCCGACCUCCUCAGCUACAACGUCGUGAUCAGUGCUGGCAGUGUUGGCCGACCGAGGGAUGCCCUCCAGCUGUUCAUGGCGAUGGCAAGUCGAAAGCUUCUACCCGAUGUGACCACCUUCGCUGCCGCGGAACGCGCGUGUGGAGCUUCGGACGAGAAGGCGAUCCCGGAGGUGUUGCAGACCAUGGAAAGAUGGCAGAUCC
This is a messenger RNA of Symbiodinium sp. CCMP2592, 1057 nucleotides long. The record is from the annotation of a GenBank genome assembly. NCBI's taxonomy places the organism in Eukaryota, Dinophyceae, Suessiales, Symbiodiniaceae.